AUGUCUAACAACGUGACCAUGGCCGCCCCCAUUGACUACACCAACAAUAACAGCAUCGCCUACCGCUGUUACAGUUCCUUCGUCGACGCGUCGGUCGCCUUCACCCUCGCCUCCCCACCAUCCCCAGCGCCUUCCCUGAAAAGGCGACGCGCCUUCGAACACAGGUACGAGUCCUCAAACUCGGAUUGCGAGGCCGACGACGAAGAAGGGAGCUCAGAGUCAGACACCGACUCCGACUCCGACCUCAGCGACAUCGAGGACGAGGAGAAGGAGAAUAUGGCGCCGCCUCGGAAGAGGCUUUGUAUCGACCUCCAAGAUUAUCCGCGCCUUCGUAUGGCAGAGUUGAGCGUGAAUUCGGGGAGGUCGUCGAGGGCGUCCUGGACGGGUGCAUCGACCUGCACCCUCCUGACGCCGCCUGAUUCUCCUCGUUUCAUCUUCCGCCCACUCCAACUUGCUUUUGUUCAUCAGAUCAAAGUCGAGGACGAAGAUGAAGAACAAGGCUAUCUCAACUGCAAGGGCAGUGCCCUCUUCGCGUCAGACAUGGAAGGCCCUCCUACCUCGUCGGAUGAGUCCGGUACCUCAGUCGCAUCUGUCGACCAUGGCAACGACGACAACCAUUACACGGAUUCAGAGGUCGAGCUGAAGGCGACCACACAGAAUCCCCUCAGCUUCUCCUCUACCGAAGAAGAGGAGGAGUCUGGGGAGGAGGAGGAGUCUGGGUUUGAGGAAGAGGAGUAUGGGGACAUAGAAGAUGAGUACGAGAAUUGGGGUGUGGAUGAAGAAGAUGAUUAUGAAGGUGAAGAUGAGGAUGAGAACAACGAGCUAAUUCUGGCCACUUCUCGCUCUAUCAGGGAUACUAUGAGCAUAAUGGUUAUGCCGCCAUCCGCGCCAAUUCCUACCCCCAAUAUGCGGGGCAUGAGCGGAGCCUCCAUAUUCGCCAGGCAAUGUGUGGCUGAACUUUCUGCAGGUGGUAUUGUGGCAUCAUCCGAAGUCUUGUAUGGGAUUACGAAUGCCCAAUACAUCCAUUUUGAGGAAGAGCUUUGA
Stereum hirsutum FP-91666 SS1 is the source of this 1044-nucleotide messenger RNA. RefSeq lists its product as uncharacterized. NCBI's taxonomy places the organism in Eukaryota, Fungi, Basidiomycota, Agaricomycetes, Russulales, Stereaceae. Bases 1 to 1044 code for a protein of 347 amino acids. The record is from RefSeq and is a predicted model, not a curated record. The transcript has 4 exons.